AUGCCCAUACCCCUCGAUUUUAAAGGGCCGUCAAACAUCACCACGUAUGUCGACGACACCGAUCCUUUUGAGUGGAUCCAAAAAUUUGAGGCAGCAAUGACCCUUCACGGUCAGACAGAUCUCCUUAUGUGCAGGACCUUUCCUACACUCUUAGACGGGAGAGCAUUGACAUGGUACACCAUUUUGCCAACACGGAGUAUAGCUUCCUGGGAUGAUCUAGCGUGUAAGUUCCAAACCCAUUUCGCUACUAGCCGCCACCUGGUGCCCAAGUCUGUACAUGCACUUGAAAAAAUUCGCCAGCAAUCUGGGGAACCCCUCAGGUCUUUCUUGGACUGCUUCGACAAAGAGGCUCUUCAAGUGCAAGGUUUAGACCCUAAAGUGCAGGUGCACAUACUUUUGUCAGGCCUGAGACAAGGGGCGUUCGCAUACGAGCUCGCCCGCCAUGAGAUUACUGACCUUAAAGAGGUCAAGAAGAAAGCUCAAGAGUUUAUGAGAAUUGAAGAGUAUAAAGGGAGUAGAGCUGACGACUCUCAAAACCGAGAGAAGAAAGCUAGCAAAAAAAAGGCAGUUGAUGAAGAGAGGAAAAGUCACAAAUCCCCCAAGUAUUCUAGUCGCCCUAUCGGGCGUGAUACUCAAAGACGCCAACCUCACAGCGUCCUACAAACGGAGUACAAAGAACACAACAGUAACCCACAACAUCAACCACCAGCUAGAAAAGUCAUCGUGUACUGCAAGUUCCACCGGAGCAAUGGCCAUAACACUGAAGAGUGCAGAUCCCUCAAGGAUGAGAUCGACGAGCUAAUCAAGGGAGGAGCCCAAAGGCAGUUCAAUAAUUCAGGGCGCGAAACAGGUAAUGGAAGGUGUCGUUGUGAACGUAGCAGGUCACCAGAAAGGCGAAGAACCGACCAAGCUAGCUAUGGGCCCCGUCGUGAGCAUAACCGAAGGGAGAACUCCCCAAGAGGCCGCAGGGCCCAGAUCAGCCCAAGCAACAAUGAUGGGCAUCAAGAACGUGAAGAAGACCCUGUGGUUAUCAAACACAGAAUAAUAAACAUGAUUGCAGGUGGACUAAGUGGCGGUGGCGAAACAACUAACACCAGAAAGAAGCACUUGAAACAAUGUUUGGCAGUGUCUGGUAAAGUCAUCAGCAAAGCUAAAGCCAAUACCGAUCACAUCAAGCCUAAAAUCGUGUGGGACAACGGCGAUUUGGGCGACGUCCUGCCUGGACAUGAUGACCCCUUAGUCAUCCAAGCAAUAAUAGCUAACUUUGGCAUUAAUCGCGUGUUUGUUGACCAUGGCAGCUCUGCUGACAUCUUAUUCUUACCUUGUUUCAGGGCAUUAGGGUUUAUUGUUAUUGAUUUAACUCCUGUUGUUGGUGAACUAUCAGGUUUCAAUGCUACAGUCACCAAGCCCCUCGGCAUGAUAAAUCUACGCUUAUCAAUGGGAGUGCCUCCUACUUCGUGGUCUGUUGAUAUCCAAUUUCUAGUUCUUGACACCCCAUCAGCAUACAACGCUAUCCUCAGAAGGAGGAUGUUUGCCGCAUUUGAGGCAAGCAUUUCUCACCCGCAUUUGGCAAUGAAGUUCGUGGCGAAGGACAAUAAGGUCGCAACAGUAAGAGGAGACCAAAUGGUAGCUAGGAGUUGUUAUAAUAUAUCUUUGAAACCGGCAACCAGGGUCACCUUCAAAGACCAACCAGCGCCCCAAAUGAUAACAACCCACGUAACUGAAGAAAACCCUAGCAGCAAUAAUAAGGAUAUUGAUCAGUGCUUUCUUGUAGAAUUCGACGCAAGGGAUGACCCCCGGGUGGAACACUCCAAGCCCACGCCGGAUGGAGUAUUAGAACAUGUUGUCUUAGGCGACGCGGACCACCAAACAACCACCAUCGGGGCGAUCGCUGAUCCUGAAGUAAAAAAUAGGUUGAUUGAAUUGCUACGAGGAAAUAAAGAUCUGUUUGCCUGGAAACCGUCUGACAUGCCAGGCAUCGACCCGAAAGUGUGUUGCCAUCGGCUGACAGUGGAUCCCAAAGCAAAGCCCGUAGCACAGAAAAAGAGAAAGUUUGGCCCAGAUCGCCAAAAGGUGAUCGAUGAGGAAGUAAAGAGGCUCCACGACGCCGGCUUCAUUAAAAAAGUUAAGUACACAACCUGGCUCUCCAACCCAAUGUUGGUUAAAAAGCCCAGAGGGGCGUAG
Messenger RNA from Gastrolobium bilobum, 2184 nucleotides. RefSeq lists its product as uncharacterized. The record is from RefSeq and is a predicted model, not a curated record. The transcript has a single exon. Lineage: Eukaryota; Viridiplantae; Streptophyta; Magnoliopsida; Fabales; Fabaceae. Bases 1 to 2184 code for a protein of 727 amino acids.